AUGAACCUAUGUAGUAUAUCAAUCUAUUUAUUGAUUUGUAUUUACCUACGGCAUGGCAAAGAGACUGCAGUAUUUGCAGACGAUGCCCAAGCCGGUACUGUUGCUACAUCAGGUGAUUCUGUCCCGAAAUCAGGGGCAAAUCAAACAGGUUCGAGUCCCGAAGGAUCUGUAAGCCAACAAGGUUCUACUACGCAGAGUUCAAACCCAAGUGAUCCUCCUAAUGUAGUUCUUGUACCAUUAGAUAUAGACAGCAAUACAUCUUCCGAUCAAUUUACGUUUGAACAAAGCGGAAAUGAUCGUACAUAUACGGUUAAGGAUAACUAUCUGAUUAAUGAGUUGCGUAAGGGUACGGGUGUAAUACAUACUUUUGAAAGCCCCAAGUAUCCUUACAAGGUGACGAUCACGAAAAACAACGAUAAGGAAGAUUUACGUAUUUUGUUUCCCACCUCUGGUCUUACAGAAGCCUCAGAUGCGGAAAUUGAAGACCCUGGAAAACCCGCUCAAACACAUACCGCAAGUCCGACUAUGUCGGCACCGGUUCCACAAGCUCGAACACAACAGGCUCAAGUCACACAACCACAGCCAUCUCAACCUACACAAUCUCAAUCUACAGUUUUAACACCCGCACGUCGUUUAGCAGUUUCAUCAUUCACAGAGCCAGGUAAAGCUCUCGCGCAAGACCACCUGGGACAAUCGCAUCAAAACUUCGCAGCCAACCUGCACUUCUCAACCAUUACUAAUAACGAUGUCAAACAGGACGAUACGACUCAAUAUCAAGUGUUUAUCGGACAGGACGGUUAUAUUUAUGGUUUUAAAGAUGAAGCAAGGUGUGUGGAAGUGAAACACGGGACCGCCACCCUUUGGAGAAUUGGUGAGCCAGCUGAUUUCCCAAAUAGAGUGGAGUUCAGUAUUGGCGAGCCACCGCAUGUUAUUAUCGCAUCCAAAAAUCAGAAUUAUACGUAUAGACUUAUUAACGGCCGAUGGCUCUUGGGGUCGCACUUCACCAAUACCCAGAGUAUGUUGGACAUUUCUAAGAUCACUAUUCAUAUGGGAACGGACGCAAGUUGCGCACAAGUGGUCAUUGACGAAAAUAAAUACACGAUUAAAACAUUCGAUGAACUCAACAUUUUCUUCUACGACUUCAUGCCCAACGUAUUUUGCGCCGCUGUUAUUUAUGAUAAUCAGUACUUGUGGAAGUACGAUGCAAACUUCGGUAACAAUUAUCCAAAAAGAAUAUAUUUUCACAAGGACGUCAUGACUGUGGUCGUAGAUUUCGCAGCAUUUUAUUUAGUCUACAAGUUCGAUCAGGCUUGGAAAUUUGACUCUAAAGUCGAUAAGAACGAGUUCAAAGAAGACCAGAUUGAGAUUGUCACCAUUGAGAGUAUGAAUAACUCGCAGGUAAUAAACGACUUCACGCAGUAUAGAGUGAUUGAGCACUACUACUUGCGCCAGUUCAAGUUUCGCUCAAUUGCUAAGUGUGUUAGCCUGAGGUACAUGCAGAAGGAAGUGUGGGCCCGCAACAUUGACUUUGGAAAUUAUUACCCAAAAUCCAUUGUCUAUAACAUCAAUACAGGCAACUUCUUCGUUGACUUUGACGCGAACUGGUACUACGUGUAUGUGUUUGAUAAAGAGUCUGACAAAUGGUACCCAGUCCACAAGGACGAAUCAAAAAAGCCUGCAGAGUUGCCCGAAGUGGCGGUUGGUAUUGAACCACCACAGCAAGCAAACCAAUCUCAGAACGCGAACCCGAAUACAAGAGUUAGUGACCAGGAAGGCGACGACAUUGACGUAAGAGAUAUGAGAUCAGGGUCCAUGGGCUCGGAUCCAGCAGAGGGAGCGCGCGCAGGAAGAAGUGGAAGCCACGGGUCAAUCGGUCGAGGAGUGAGCGUACAAGAGGCAUCAGUCCCAAGGAAGAAGGCUGAAAGCUCAGACAUAGAAGUGCACGAAGUCAGAGCAGGAGCUGCCGACUCUGACGCUUCGGAUCUGGAGUUCGUUAGAAAGGAAGCACAAAAGGGGCGCCCUGCCGACGUGAACAUUCCCACAGUCAAGGGUACAAAAAGGUUAAACACGUCGGACAUUGAAGUCCAGGAAGUCAGGAUGGGCGGACACACCUCCCUGGGAUCAGACAUGGUCGUAGAGGAGGUGAGAGUGGGAAGGAAGCGAAACUACGACUCUGACGUAAUCGUGGAGGAAGUGAGGCACGGCCAGUACGACUCGGACGAGUCUGACAUCGAUGUGAUGGAGAUUAGGAGAGGCCAGAAAGACUCCGACGACUCAGACUUUCAAAUUGAUGACAGAGGAGGUCACUCUGCCCGCGGAAUGUCGAACGUCAGAGAAGUGCGUCACGGAGACUACGACUCCUACUCAUCGGGCAUGGAGGUGAGAGAAGUGAGGCACGGCGAGUACGACUCAGACGCAUCCGAGUUUGACGUCAGAGAGGUCAGACGUGGAGCAUACGACUCGGACGCAUCACAGUUUGACGUUGAGGAGGUCCGUUAUGGCUCCAACACGGACUCCUCAGGGAUGAGGGUGCGUGAAGUGAGACACGGAGACUUCGACUCCGACGCUUCGGAGGCGCACUUCAAGACACGAGGACCUCAAGGUCAUCAAUACGCUCAUGGAGGUCACGGUCAUCACUACACUCAUGGAGGACUUCAUGAUGCUCGCGGUCACAGAUUCCAGCAUCAUCACCACCGUCACCGAGAUCAAUAUUACGAUCCAGGUCAGUUCCAUCAUCCAACCUACGGAAGCCCCUACGACUACCACACCCACAACCUGCACCAGCAAUACCAGACCUACGCGCAGAGGAGAAUGCCAGGCCAACGUUACGUCCCUGACGGUUACGGUCACUCCUCUCACGGACAAUACGACUCAUACGACUUUGGUACUCGCGGCAACAAUUUGGUACAUGUUGACGUCAUGUAUAAGCGCAGCAACAGAUUCGUUGCAUACAUAUACGACCGCCACAGUCACUGUGACAUUUUCACAAGCAGGCCGCCCUACCUCUUCUCAUCGGUUCUGCUGGGAGGUCAACUAAAGUGGCAAGCACAAAGAGGUCGCUACCCCAACAGGGUAGUGGUGCAAACAGAUAGGUACGGACAGUCGAGGUUCAGAGUCUUCUUCCCCAAGGAGGAACAAACAUCGCAUUAUAAGCGUAUGCAAGCAUACGAUGAAUCAACUGUAGAUUCCGAAACGGAACACCGAAGAUUUAGAGGUCCACACACACACACACAACAUCAUCGCUAUUACAACCGUGCGGAGAGACACGUGCCCGCACACAAUUACUACGAAAUGCCCACAGACGCGUACAAACAGUUCGGGUCUCGCGCCUCGCCAAUGUAUAGUCACAAGGAACCACAAUCUUUCAGUGAGUCGGAGCAGUUCAUGGGCCGUCACCCGUCGUCGAGACACUACGACCCAUCCGCACCCUUCCAAAUCCAGUACGAGUACGACCACGGUAAAGUUGUAGGAGUCCUCUGCAACGGGUACACAAUCUGGAGAAGACAAAGGCACGAUCCAUAUCCACAGUCAACGAAAUGCAUAUCGGACAUUCUGAUGAUUGCAAUCAUUUUCAACAAGUUCCACUUCCACAUUUACAAGUACAACGGAACCAGGUGGAACAGGAUACGUGCAUCGGUUGAGAGAAUUAUUGAGCUUGACAUCAGCAAGAAGUCGUCAUCGGAAAAUUACUACUACGCAAGCAAGAACCAUGUUGAUACGUACAUUGCAGUCGAAAAAUACCUGUUCAACAAAGUGAAGCUCUCGUACCUGCAGGGCUACCACACCCUGUCAACUGACAUUUGGACGACAGAUGUGCCCACAGAGUACGCGGACAAGAUCAUUGUCAACCGCUUCGGAAGACUGUCGACCAGAACCGAAGUGACGAUCCAUUUCAUCAAUGGGUGCGAAGUGACAUACCUGAGCGCUGGCCUCAUGAAGACCUUCUACAGGUACAGGUGGUCAGAAACAGCGUCCAAGAUUUCGGACGACAUUCAAAUCAUGACUCUGGACGACCAUGGAGGGUACGAAAUAAACAACGUGACCAAGUUUGACAUUUACGCCCACUGGAGGGUCGACAAACCCGAAUCAGCGAUGAAGGGAAUAUACAAGUACGAAGUCGUCUUCUACCAGCACGCGCGAUGCGUGAAGGUGCGAAUGCGAAACAGGAAGAUCUUUAAGACGAACCCCAACCUGUCAGGAAACUUCCCGACCAAAAUCACGUUCAACCUGGAGACGAACAAGUACUACUUUGAGUUCUCCGACGACGUCUACAACUAUGUGUUCGAAGAAAAAAUUCCUUCAUAUUUAGCAAAAUUGACAUAUACAUGUCACCCAUGUAGUGCCCAUAUUAAACCAGAGUACACAGUUGUAAAGGACGUCAAUGGCUUUUUAUUAAAUAUAAACGCAUAUAAAGUCAAUCAUUAUAAAAUAUUUGUACGAGGCGUACCCCACAAUCAAAUGACCUGCUCACAGAACAGGCUCACCUUAAUAUUUAAUCAGUCAUUUGAACAUUGCAUAUUUAUUUAA
This is a messenger RNA of Theileria orientalis strain Shintoku, 4527 nucleotides long. RefSeq lists its product as hypothetical. Lineage: Eukaryota; Apicomplexa; Aconoidasida; Piroplasmida; Theileriidae. The coding region runs from base 1 to 4527 and encodes 1508 amino acids. The transcript is spliced from 3 exons. The record is from RefSeq and is a predicted model, not a curated record.